This is a messenger RNA of Fragaria vesca subsp. vesca, 681 nucleotides long. RefSeq lists its product as uncharacterized. Lineage: Eukaryota; Viridiplantae; Streptophyta; Magnoliopsida; Rosales; Rosaceae. The transcript has a single exon. The record is from RefSeq and is a predicted model, not a curated record. The coding region runs from base 1 to 681 and encodes 226 amino acids.
AUGGCAGAUACUAUGCAUCGACAAAGCUCCGCUGUAGUGGGUGGCGCAGCUCUUGAGUCUCUCCUCCACGCCCUCGACCCCAUAUCUCUCCUCCUCUCCCACAACCCGGUUCCGCUAUCCGAACCCGAAUACAUGGAGCGAGGACCAAGAUACAAUGCCUAUGCUGAACUCAGAGAAUCCAAGCUAAGAAGCAAGUAUCAAAUGAGCCCAGAUGAACAUCAACUGGAACAAGAGAAAGAGUCGAAACCGACUCCAGUUAAGAAACAGGUCAAGUUUCAGGUUGCUGUUCCGAGCAGUAAUGUGCCGCGGAGAAAGGGUUCUGCUUAUUCAUCUUCAUCUUGUGUUGUGGCUCAAUCUGUGCCGGAUUUCUCGGCGGUGCUGAGGAGGGAGAAAGAGAACCGUAAGCCGGCGAGCAGGCUUGAGAUGACUCCGCCGUGGUCGAAAGGGAACCACGGCGGGGUUUUGUCGAGUUCAAAAGGGAGUAAGUCGGCGAGUGCUGUGGAGAAGAACAGGUUGAUGUCGAGAAAGAGCUAUGCAAGUCUUGAAGAGCUUAAGGGCUUGUCUUCCAUUGCUGCUAGUGCUAUUAAUAGUGGUGGUGGUGGUGGUGGUGGUGAAAACCGGGCAGGUAGGAGGAUUGUUAGAGCAACGGCCAAGAAUGUUUUGGGUUACAGACACUUUUGA